Hordeum vulgare subsp. vulgare (domesticated barley) is the source of this 1132-nucleotide messenger RNA. RefSeq names its product UMP-CMP kinase 1-like. Gene Ontology annotation, biological process: UDP biosynthetic process; 'de novo' pyrimidine nucleobase biosynthetic process; CDP biosynthetic process. Gene Ontology annotation, cellular component: cytoplasm; nucleus. NCBI's taxonomy places the organism in Eukaryota, Viridiplantae, Streptophyta, Magnoliopsida, Poales, Poaceae. Gene Ontology annotation, molecular function: ATP binding; UMP kinase activity. The record is from RefSeq and is a predicted model, not a curated record. The transcript is spliced from 10 exons. Bases 173 to 895 code for a protein of 240 amino acids.
UCUUCUUCUUUGCGCAAAUCGUUCGUCAGCUACCUUUACUUCUUCUCGAGGCUACCAGCCAGCAGAAUCGAAUUCCUCCCCAGUACAUCGCCGUCGCCGUCGCUCCACCGUUGCCAAGAACGGCAAGCUCUCUCCGGCCGAGUUCAAUUGGUGUUGCUGCUGACAGAAGUAGAUGGCAGAAGUAGUAGAAGUACACAAGGAUUGGAUUGGGUCAUUCCCCUCCGGGAAAAAGAUAACUGUUGUGUUUGUCAUAGGAGGGCCAGGAAGUGGCAAAGGCACUCAGUGUGCUAAGAUUGUGAGCCAGUUUGGGUUUACCCAUCUGAGUGCUGGCGAUCUUCUUCGCGAAGAAGUUAAAUCAGAUACCGAGCAAGGUACGAUGAUCAAGAAUCUCAUGCAUGAAGGAAAGCUUGUGCCUUCUGAGAUCAUCGUCAGGCUACUAUUAAAGGCCAUGCUUGCAAGUGGAAAUGACAAGUUUCUUAUUGAUGGAUUUCCGCGAGAUGAGGAGAACCGUGAAGCGUACGAGAAGAUUAUUAACAUAGAACCUGAGUUCGUAUUAUUGAUUGACUGCUCAAGGGAAGAGAUGGAGCGGCGCAUUCUACACCGAAAUCAGGGAAGAGAUGAUGACAACAUGGAAACCAUUCGGCAGCGGUUCGAAGUUUUUCAGCAAUCAACUCUGCCUGUUAUUCAGCACUAUGAGAAAAUGGGAAAGCUUCGAAGGGUUGAUGGUACCAGGCAACCAGACAUGGUGUUCGAAGACGUGAAGGUCAUAUUCGCGCAACUAAACACUCAGGCAAACGAAGGCAGCGGCGUAAGCAGAGUGCAAACUAAUCCAUUCAAGCGUUGGUUUCUUGACCUAUUCUGCGGCUGCUUCGAUAUGCAAGACAGAAGGAACUGACCAUCUUCUAAAAAGAUGUUUGGUGUGGCAGUGGCACCCUUCAGUCCUGGAUCAAGAUGGAGCAGCAAGCAAGUACAGCAAACGAAACCGUUAGUGUUGUGAUGUAUUCAUCUGGUGUGUUGUGAGCUCGAUUAAGCUGUGUGAAUUUGAUCGUGUAAACAUUUAAACGAAGACUGCGGUUUGUACUGAAUUUGAUCGUGUGACAUUUUAACAAAGAAACACAGGUUUUUCUUUCUU